GUCCUUGUUGCCACCGCCGAUGAACUCUCUCCGGUCCGCGUUCUUGCGACCGUCAUUCGCCAGCACUUUACGGCUAUGCACCUCAACGAGUAGACCCUGCAGAAUCCAGGCAUUCUCGUCAUGGAGGACAGCCACCCACAUUCCUCGAGAGCGGAUAGCAUGGUCUCGCGCACCAAAGUAUUCAUGGCGCACAAUGGCGACGGAGACUCCUCCACCAAGGGCCUCAUCACCACCUCAACCGCCUCACCGUGCAUCUCGGCAGCAGAUGUAUGCUGCGCGCAACCGUAGUCUGCUCAUGUAUACUGCCGCCGUGAUUGUCCUGGGCGUUGGCGUUACCUAUGCUGCUGUACCACUCUACCGGAUGUUCUGUGCUGCCACAGGGUUCGCGGGAACACCUAAGGUCGGGAUGGGCAAGUUCGAGGCCGAGCGAUUGGUACCUGUUGAGAACGCAAGGCGCAUCAAGGUUCACUUCAAUGCGGACACGGCGGACGCGCUGCCUUGGACGUUCACGCCGUCUCAGAGGUUCGUGAGCGUCCUCCCGGGUGAGACCAGUCUUGCCUUCUACAAGGCCAAGAACAAGUCAAGUAAGGACAUCAUUGGAAUCGCUACCUAUAAUGUGACUCCGGACAGGAUUGCGCCGUACUUCGGCAAGGUAGAAUGCUUCUGCUUUGACGAGCAAAAAUUGUUGGCUGGAGAGGAGGUGGACAUGCCUCUGCUCUUCUUCAUUGACAAAGACGUCCUCGAGGAUCCAGCUUGCAGAAAUCUUGACGACGUAGUGUUGUCCUACACAUUCUUCCGUGCGAGAAGAAAUGCUCAAGGACACCUCGAGCCCGACGCCCCUGACGAUGUUGUCCAGGCAUCCCAAGGCUUUGCUGACUACGAAAUGGCGCCGAGAGCGGAGGACAGGAAGCCUACAUCAGAGGACAGCCCGAAGCCCUCAUAGUCUUGCCAUGUAUACUCAUACACAUCUCCCUGCAUGUUACGUGUCGCUUCUGGAUAUACAUCCCUCCUCUGACCAAAUAUCACGGCCUGAAUCUGCUUGAAUACACCGAUGACGGCACUUACCUUAUACGGAUUUGACGCUUCACCGAGUUCGUUGGAAGAGGCG
Molecule: messenger RNA, 1108 nt
Organism: Rhodofomes roseus
Lineage: Eukaryota; Fungi; Basidiomycota; Agaricomycetes; Polyporales; Fomitopsidaceae
Product: cytochrome c oxidase assembly protein CtaG/Cox11-domain-containing protein
Exons: 5
Coding region: 20-943 (307 amino acids)
Cellular component (GO): mitochondrial inner membrane
Molecular function (GO): copper ion binding
Source: RefSeq, a predicted model, not a curated record